AUGCCAUCACCUGCUAUAAAUGUCUCUGUUGUGCCAUAUUCAGUAAUUACUUUGAUCUCGGCAAUAUCAUCACUAAAAUCAAGGCAUCCUCAUGCGUUAGGAAAACCAGCUAUUGAAGUUUGGCCUGAAUUGCAUACUUUGAUUCCAAAAUUAAACAACGUAAGAGCAUCAGGAAAAGGCUUACAAGGAUAUGAUUAUUAUUUAGAACAACAACGUGAUGGCUAUAAAGAAGAAACAUACGUUAACUGCUCAUUUAGUCCAAUUUAUAAAUUAGAUGGUACAGUAUGGGGUGUAAUUAAUAUAAUACCUGAAGUCACUGAAAAGGUCUUAAACAAUCAAAGAUUAAUAACUCUUGGGAACCUUUCUCUAAAGACUGCUGGUGCCGAGUACUUAGAAAGUGCAUGCAAUAUUAUAAUGAAAACAUUACAAAAUAAUAAAGACAUACCGUAUUCACUAAUUUAUCUUGUUGAAAAUCAUGAUCCAAAAAAAGCUGGCUCCAAAUCUCUGAUUGCUCGUUUAGUUGCUACAACCUUUGACGAAGUCUGUAAAGAAGAGUUUAUUCAUGGAAAAUUAAAAAGAUAUAUUCCAGAUUAUUUUCCAGAAACACAUGAAACA
This is a messenger RNA of Dentiscutata heterogama, 615 nucleotides long. NCBI's taxonomy places the organism in Eukaryota, Fungi, Glomeromycota, Glomeromycetes, Diversisporales, Gigasporaceae. The record is from the annotation of a GenBank genome assembly.